AUGUUCCGUUGUCGGAGAAGGAGGAGGAGAAAAAAGAGGAAGGAGGAGGAGAAGCAAAAGAAAAAGGAUGCCAAGAGCGGGACUAAAGAAAAGGAAAAGAGUGAAUCGAAGGACCCCCAGGAAGCACUCGAAGAACAGCGCAAAAAGAUGAAAGUCCUCUGCUCCAGCCCCAUCUUCCGACUAGCCUCAACAUCCACCGACCCCUCCUCCAUCCGCGGCGCUACGCUGUCGACCAUGCCUCUGGAAAUGGGCGUCGCACUUACUUCGUUCAUCGCCUCGGAAGUUAUCUCUUCCAAGAUUUCCCCGAUCAAAGAUCCCAUUACUAACCUUAUCGACCCGUACCGCGCCAACUUCAUUGUGGAAGAACUGGGUAUCAUGGCGACGGAGGAAGUCAAAGCUGCACGGGAAGAAGCGGAGGAAGAAGAGCAGGAGCGACUAAGGGCGUUAUUCGGUGCUAUGUGUCUCGCUGGCGCUGGCGCUGGUGGCCUAGGUGCUGCAGCGGGUAUGACAACAAGAGAUGGACGGCAAGGAAGUCAACAAGCGAACAACGAAAUGCCAGGCAUUAUCGGCCCCGACUCCGGCCCGUUACCACCUUUACCAAUCCGCUUCGGAGGCAAAGUCAUCCCCGGCACAGGAAGAAGUACAUCAGAAAUGGGCAUCCCGACCGCUAACCUCAAAGACCUCCCGGAGGAAAUAAAGCAUUACUUCAAAGGCGUCUACUUCGGCUACGCGCGCAUCGUGCCAGGCAAAGGAGGACCGAUGGGUCCCGGGGGUCCAACGGAGGAAGUCUGGUACGAAGCCAUCAUUUCUUCAGGACCGGUGCCGUAUGCGAAGAAAACGGCUGUGGUGGUGGAACAGCAGACGACGGUAUAUUUCAUUACUGAGUUCGGACAGGGAGUUACUUUCUUCGGGAGUAAAGUCGAGGUCCUAGUGAUGGGAUUCUUGCAUCCAGUGCUAGAUUAUCGCGAGACGAGCCCGCAGUACAGACUUGACACCGCGCAUCAAGAUGUUGUGCUAGCGCUGGCUAGUCUUGACAGACCGAACUGGAGUGCGCAAACUACACUGGCGCGGAUGGAAGCUGCUGAACAAUCAAACGGGGACGGGGAAAGAGGCCUGAUAGGGGGAUUCAAGAAGACCAAGGUGAUGGAAAAGGGACAGGAAGUUAAGGAAAAGAUUAGCGGGGCUAAGGACAAGGUGGCUAAGCAGAUUGAUCGGAUACCGGUGCAUAAAGUGGGGAUUCGGAAGGAUGAUGGGAAAGCUAGGGAUCGGUAUUAUGGCACGGGAGGGUAUUGGAUUCCUAGGUGUUAA
Molecule: messenger RNA, 1308 nt
Organism: Sordaria macrospora k-hell
Lineage: Eukaryota; Fungi; Ascomycota; Sordariomycetes; Sordariales; Sordariaceae
Source: RefSeq, a predicted model, not a curated record